AUUCACUCAUGGUCUUGUAGGAAGCUACUUGGAUUCUUAAUAUAGGUUGAUUGCCAUGAUCUUUGAGUCAGGAUACAAGUUCUCCCAUCUUUUCACUUAAGGACACACUAUAAUUUUGGGAACUCCAUCAACUCCAAACUUUUGAAAGGUUGUAUCAACAGGGGUGCCUCUUUUGCAGUCUUGUUUGUGGAAACAUAUGCACCAUGCACCAAAUAUUUGAAUGGACAACUAUAUAUGUCCUUCUGCUGCUUUUAGGUGCAUACACCAAUGUUUGAGUAGACAACCACAUCUAUACCUUUUUUGUUUUAAGCAUUCUCUCACAUAACGUUUCUACGAGCACUUUAGGUAUUUAAGUUUUUAGUAGGGAUUGCAAUGGAGAACAAACCCUGGUCUCUGGAAAACCAUGGGCACAUUUGUAGGACACUUAGUUCCUGGUUUAGCUCUCACCCUUCUUGGUUUAUGGCACACCAUAAACACCAUUAGAGCCUAUGCUCUCAAAGGCUCCACUAACUUCACAGUGAAGUUCUGGUAUCCAUUCAACAGCCCUUUUCCCAAUCUCAAGUACUUGGAGCUCAUCUUCAUAUUGUUUUUCUCUAUCUUUGCAAUUUUCAUGCAAGUUCUAGACUUUCCCUUCAUUCGCCUCUCUUUUGAGCUCGACAAUUUUGAGCAUGCAUCCAUGUUCCUUCACCUUGCCAUAUUUGCUGGUUUUACCCUUUCUGCAGAAUUAACUCAUUCACUUGAGGGACUAUCUGGGGUUUCUGGUAUCCUUGCAGCCUCUGUUUUUGGUCAAGAACUUUUCUUGCUCCAUUUCCAUUCAACUGAUCAUGUUGGACUUGAAGGUCACUAUCAUUGGCUGUUGCAGCUCAUAGUGUUGGUCUCCCUUGUAGCAGCUUUGGCAGCAACUAGUUUUCCCACCAGCUUUCCUGCAGCUCUUGUUCUUUCUACUGCAGUUGUAUUUCAAGGAUGUUGGUUUAUGAACAUGGGGUUUAUGUUAUGGGUUCCUGAGUUUGUUCCAAAGGGUUGCAAAGUUCAGUUGACCUCCAGCAGUGAUAGCAUGCAUGGCGCAGUUGCUUGUGGGUCGCAUGAUGCAGAUUUGAGGGCAAGAGCACUGGCCAACAUGCAGUUCAGUUGGAUACUAUCUGGAAUUUUGAUGUUUGUGGGAUCUCUCUGCCUGAAAUUAGUUGGCAAAUGCAGCUCAAAGGCUGGGUCCAUUGAAUAUGAGCAACUUCACAGUGGAGUUCCAAAUGUCCCAAUAGCCAUUGAUGGCUUCAAGGAAGCUCAGACAUGAGAUGCUGUAGACGUGUCAACAUGUAAAAACUGAUGUCCACUUUAAAGGGCAUUUAGAGCACUUAUGUUGCUAGUAAUGUCGGAUUUCAAUCUUCUGUCAAUGAUAUAUAUAUAUAUACCUUUGAUUCUACCGUUUGAACUUGCAAGAA
Molecule: messenger RNA, 1436 nt
Organism: Vitis riparia (riverbank grape)
Lineage: Eukaryota; Viridiplantae; Streptophyta; Magnoliopsida; Vitales; Vitaceae
Product: transmembrane protein 45B
Exons: 1
Coding region: 404-1288 (294 amino acids)
Source: RefSeq, a predicted model, not a curated record